Exophiala viscosa is the source of this 1184-nucleotide messenger RNA. Its product is annotated as glucan 1,3-beta-glucosidase. The record is from RefSeq and is a predicted model, not a curated record. Gene Ontology annotation, molecular function: glucan endo-1,3-beta-D-glucosidase activity. Lineage: Eukaryota; Fungi; Ascomycota; Eurotiomycetes; Chaetothyriales; Herpotrichiellaceae. Gene Ontology annotation, cellular component: cell surface; extracellular region; fungal-type cell wall. The transcript is spliced from 4 exons. Gene Ontology annotation, biological process: carbohydrate metabolic process; cell wall organization. Bases 207 to 1133 code for a protein of 308 amino acids.
GCGGCUUCCCCAUUGUACAACUUCAUCACUUGUUUUGGCGUCCGCGUUUGCAUGUGUUUGCUUGUCGCAGUCAUGCCUUCCAGUCACAACUACAGUGACUUGCAGUCCUUUGCGUUUGCACCACAUUUCGAUGCUUUAAAAGAGCCACCACCAUCGACCGAUGCAUUACCUUCUCUCACAAAAAUAUACAACACCACGAAAUCAAGAUGCAUUACCGCGCCCUUCUUAGUAUUAUCAUCCUGGCCGCACCGUUGGCAGUCUCCGCAGCAGGCACCCUAGGCUUCUGUCUCGGCAACAUAAAUCCUGACGGAUCUUGCAAGACCACAGCCGACUUCGAGGCCGACUUCACGGCCAUCAAAGCCAAUACCGAUGCAAUAGUUGUUCGCACAUACUCAGCCUCUGACCAAGAUGGCAAUCCUUGCAACACACCCUCCCAAAUUCUGCCCGCUGCAAAAAUUGCAGGGAUCCAGGUCCUGUUAGGCAUGUGGCCCGAUGAUGGUGCAUACAACAAAGAGAAAGCAGCAAUUGACGCCGCAAACCCUGCUUCUUUCGGCGACACCUUCUACGGCAUCACGGUUGGUUCGGAAGGAAUGUACCGCGGGACAUAUACUGCUCAAGAAUUGAUCGGCUGGAUUCAAGAUGUACGACAGAGUUAUCCCAACGCCCAGAUCGGUACUGCAGACACCUGGAAUGGCUGGGCAAACGGCACGAUGGACUCGAUCAUCACAAGUGGCAUUGAUUUGGUGCUCGCCAAUGGAUUUCCAUACUGGCAAUACCAAGCCAUCUCCAACGCGACCGAGUCCUACUUCGAUGCCAUGGCGCAAGCCCUAGGUCGCGUUCAAGAAGUUUCUGGGAGCCUCAACAAGUUGCACUUCAUCAAUGGAGAAACUGGCUGGCCGGGCACCGGGGGCACAGAUGCCGGCGCGGCCAUCACAGGUGACGAUAACAUGAAGACGUAUUGGCAGUCUGCAAUGUGCGGUCUUCUGGACUGGGGCGUGGAUUCUUUCUGGUUCGAGGCAUUCGAUGAGCCUAACAAACCAGACUCCACUGGGGACAAUGGUCAGGUGUCCAGUGAACAACACUGGGGUGCAUUCACUUCCAACAGAGCAGCCAAGUUCGACCUGCAUUGCUAGCCAACGGCAUACGACAGGCUUCAAUGGUGAUGUAGCCUUGUUGCAUGCACA